Molecule: messenger RNA, 1688 nt
Organism: Lingula anatina
Lineage: Eukaryota; Metazoa; Brachiopoda; Lingulata; Lingulida; Lingulidae
Product: retinol dehydrogenase 12
Source: RefSeq, a predicted model, not a curated record
AUGUGGCACUGGUUGUUCUUGACCGUCAUAUUCUCACCUCUGUUGGUGCUUUUUGUAUUAAGGUUUUACCUCAGGAAGACGCGUUGGUGUACCAGCAAACGCAGAUUGGAUGGCAGAACCGCUGUUAUUACAGGGUCUAGCGGAGGAACAGGCAAGGCCAUCGCACUCGACCUGGCCAAACGUGGCUGCAAGGUAAUUCUUGCCUGCAGGAACCCCAUCAAAGCCCAGGCAGCCGUCAACGAGAUAAGAAAACUUUCUUCAAGCUCGAAUGUGCAUUUCAUGAAGCUCGAUCUUGCCAGUUUACGUUCGGUCAGAUAUUUUGUGAAGGAAUUUGAAAGUUUGGAGGAUAGGUUAGACUUGCUGAUUAAUAAUGCAGGUUACUUAGGCCCGAGGUCAAUAACCGAAGACGGAUUUGAACGCAGCCUAGCGGUUAAUUACUUAGGACAUUUUUUGUUGACGAAUCUCUUAUUACCAAAGUUAAAAGCGUCGGCUCCUAGUAGGAUAAUAAACGUAUCCUCAGACGCUUUCCUUAAAAAUUCCUGCACGCUUGACCUUGAAGAUCCUCAUUACGAGAAGAACCCAGAAAGGUACACUUAUUAUGGCGCGUAUGGACGCAGUAAAUUAGCAGUCAUGCUGUUUACCGCGGAACUAGCGAAGACAUUAGACGGCACCCGAGUGAUCCCCCUGUCAGUGCAUACAGGUCCCGUUAAAUCGGAUCUGUUGCGUUCGUGGCCAGGAUUCGGGGGCUUUUUGCUUCGCCUUGUUGCGUUCCUCUGUUUUCGUUCCACCACUGAGGGCGCCCAAACCCCCUUGCAUGCCGCAUUAUCUGACGGGAUGGACGACUUCACUGGGUGUUUCAUUGUCGAUUGCCAAGUUCAUGAACUACCAGCCCAUGCCAAAGACAAACAGAUGGCUCAAAAGCUGUGGGCGUGGAGUGAAGCGGUGUGCGACAUCAAGGUAGAGAACGGCACGGCUACAUAUGCGUAGUGAGACGCACCGACGGCACUCUGAAUUUCAGGAGACAGUGGAAACUCGUCUCCUACCUGAUAGUAAAGUGGCGAGUUUCCAGUGAUCUCUAAAAAAAAUCGGGUGAUCUUUGUCAAACUUUUUGUAACUAUAAAGAAAGGAGUGACAGAAAGUAACUAAAUCGGAACAAAAUUAUGAGAAUAUUUGUAAACCUGGCUUUGAUCGAACUGAACGAAUUAAAUCGAAUCAACCGAGCCGGUUACUGAUUAUUGAUCCCAUUGAUUAAAACCAAGACGGUGGAAUGUGUAUAAUUAAGAGACUACGUUGAAAUAACUUAUCAGUUUAGUAGAUAUUGACGUUAUCUAGUGGGCACAUUCUGAAUUUAGGAGAAAUUGGCGGCGAUCCUCCUGAUACUUGUUAAUGUGAUUUAGCAUUGAAAAUAUGUGUACUGACUAAUAUAUACAGGCUUUGACAGAUGAAUUACAUGGUGUAAAUGCUUGAGUCAAUGAAAAAUCUGUAUGCAGUCCUUUACAUGACCUACCAAAAUAUCAAGUUCAACGCUAAUGUUAAGUACUACAUGUGCAAGUGCUAUUUAGAAGAUGUACUCUGCGAUUUAGGAAUGUGGCCAGAUUUUUUUAGUCACACGUUUUUAGUGUAUUUGCACGGUUUGAGAAAAGCCUCGUCUGCCCCUGCGGUCAUGUAUUCAGUAAUGUGUUGCAUUA